Molecule: messenger RNA, 1329 nt
Organism: Fusarium keratoplasticum
Lineage: Eukaryota; Fungi; Ascomycota; Sordariomycetes; Hypocreales; Nectriaceae
Exons: 2
Coding region: 1-1329 (442 amino acids)
Source: RefSeq, a predicted model, not a curated record
AUGGACGAGGAUAUGACGGACCCCUUUGCAGAAUUUGAGAUGGAUGUGAUAGAGAAGCUCAACUUCUUCCUUGACAGCUGCUUUGAGCCUGGUAAGGCUGUUAACGAUGGUGUACGCAAGGAGAAGUGCAACUCCAGCGACUCUCUACUCCAUGGUCAGUCUCUGUAUGGCCCCUGGCCCGAGGACGUCUGGAAGCAGCUGGAAAUUCGUCAACGACAGCGCGUUACCGACGGGAAAGCCAAGCUGAGCUCCCUGACGGUCGAUGAGCUUUCUCAGUUCAAGAGGUACUGGUACUCCCAGCCUCGUGCUUUCAACGAGGGGUAUCUCUUUCUUCGACUGAGGCUGGAUCAUGACAAUGCCAAAUCUAUAAGCGACAGGGAUGCCGUCUUCUAUACCCCUGAGCUCCUGGACAGCGAGUCUGCCGUCUGUAGCGAUGACCUCAAGGCUGCUGAGGAUUCUGCUUACCGGGACGACGGCUUCAAGAGCCACGGAGACAUCCACGAUGACAGUGACGAAGAUAUUCACGACGACAGUGACGACGACAUGGUCAUGGAUGAGGGGGAAGAUUAUGAUGACGACCAGCAAGGCCCCCUGAACAACUCAGAACAGGGAACAAAGCGCUCAAACUCGAAUUGGACCACAGGAUGGAAGAAAUAUGUCUAUUCCAUGGAGGAGGACGAAUCCAUGUCGCCUCGAGUACGACGAAAAGUCAUUGUCGCUUCCACCUCGGUUCUGUUUCUGGACAUCAUCUCCCACGCAAUCCGCCAAAAGUCCAAUUACAACUCGGGCAGAAACCCUGUAACUUUUCGAUAUGACGGCUCGGUCCAUCCCAACGUGAGGGCGACUGCCACAGACUUUCUGAACCGGCCUGUCGAUGUGUCUAAAAGGGUCGAGCUCCUCGACGCCUUGAGCGCUACCGACGAUGAGAGAGAGAGAAAAAGGCUUCUUUUCAACCUUGACCAUGCCGAAGGCUCCCGCAUCCUCCUCCUGGAUGCACAUGUUGCCUUCCCUGGUCUGAAUCUGACUGGCGCCUCGAGGAUCAUCUUUUGCGAGCAGUUUUGGACGCCAGGCCUGGAGGAAAAGGUCAUCGGAUGUAUCCAGAGGUUCCCUCAGGAGAAGCCGGUGCACGUCUAUCAAUUCUUUGAUGAGAUGUCAGACAUCGAUCUCCUUGUGAAGGACAUGGUUGGGGACAAGCAUGAGCCCACCCAAGAUGCCACUGCCUUCUUCACGCGACUGGACACGGAUGUCGUUCAAGUUCCCGACGUUCCAACUCGCGAGGAACAUGCUCUGGCCCUUGAGGAGCUCAGCGAGAAUAAGGCGGCGGUUUGA